This is a messenger RNA of Akanthomyces muscarius, 519 nucleotides long. RefSeq lists its product as uncharacterized. Gene Ontology annotation, biological process: mitochondrial respiratory chain complex IV assembly. Bases 1 to 519 code for a protein of 172 amino acids. NCBI's taxonomy places the organism in Eukaryota, Fungi, Ascomycota, Sordariomycetes, Hypocreales, Cordycipitaceae. Gene Ontology annotation, cellular component: mitochondrion; mitochondrial inner membrane. The transcript is spliced from 2 exons. The record is from RefSeq and is a predicted model, not a curated record.
AUGGCCGGCGACGAUCAACCGACUGCGCCGCAAGGCCUGACGCUUCCCAACUCGGUCAGUGGCAAGCCCGUCCAGGCCGCCUGGUCUACGCCUCUUUCGCCCGCCGACAACCCCGACGACAAAUCAAGCUCGAAGCAGCGGCCGACGAUAACAAACGUGGUGGCGAGCAUCAAGACGGAGGACUUUGCCAACGUGGCCAACGCACCAUGCGCCCGUAACGGCUUCAUGACGGGCAUAGUCACGGGUGCAGCCGCAGGAGGACUGAAACUCGUGGUCAGAGCAAACUGGGUAGGGGCCGCCAACUGGGCCGUCGGAAUGUUUGUGGUGGGCGCGACAGCGUCCUACGAAUAUUGCCAAUACAACAGACGAGUUGAAAAGAGAAACAUGAAGCGCGCGGUCGAGGUACAUGCUGAAAAUCAGCGCAUGCAAGCAAAGAGGAUCGCAGAGCAAAGAGAACUGGCGCGGAAGCUUGAAGAGGAGCGCAAAGCUGCGGGACGAAAAUGGUAUAAAUUUUGGUGA